Durusdinium trenchii is the source of this 1225-nucleotide messenger RNA. NCBI's taxonomy places the organism in Eukaryota, Dinophyceae, Suessiales, Symbiodiniaceae. The record is from the annotation of a GenBank genome assembly.
CAGACGGCCACUUUCUUUACAUUGAAUCGAAUCGGGUCUAAUGUUGAAGUUGCGUGUAGAAGGCUGAGCCUUUAUCAUUCUUCCAGCCAUUUUCCAAAGAGUGUGGCUUAGUAAAAAUCGGCCGCCCUUGUGUCCCCUCUGUGUUCUCGAGAUGGGCCCACUGAAGCGUCCAGCAACAAACGGCGAGAGUGGGAACAAAGCUAUGAAGGUUGGGCAAGCAGCAGAUGCUGCAGCCGCGCAAGAGGUUGAAGUUGAACGUUCAUUGGCUACGUCAGGUCUAGGAGCUGCGCAUGCGGUGCACGGCAAGGUGCCUGUGAUCGACCUCUCUAGCAGUGAGGCUGCUGAGGCCAUUUGGGAGGCCGCCAAAGAGCCGGGCUUUUUCGUUGUGACCAACCAUGGCAUCCCGGAAGGUGCGAUUGAUGAGGCCUUUGGCUUGUCUGCUGGUUUCUUUGGGCAGAGCAGGGAAUUGAAAGAGACACAGAGCCCGUUUGCAGCCAACCUGAACGCAGGCUAUGAAUUUUUCUCCCAGGUUCGACCCUCUACAGGUGCGCCUGACCAGAAAGAGAGCCUUCAAAUCACUGCCCGAGAAGGUUGUAUGGAUGGGCGCUGGCCUUCGACCAGCUUUGAAGCCAGCAUGCGGGAGUUUAUGCAGAAGUCCCAUGCACUGGGUUGCCGGAUCCUCUCCAUUCUGGAGCCUCAAGCGUGCCCCAAGCUGACUCCUGGCACGCUAGCCUCUGCGCACAAUCUUUGGGCGGACGAUGGGCAAUGCACCUUACGGCUUUUACACUAUCCACCUGUUCACGAGCCCGGACAGCUUCCUGCAAACUAUUGGAGGGCUGGUCCACACACGGACUGGUGCUGCAUCACCCUGUUGUUUCAACGUCCUGGAAAUGAAGGGCUAGAAUGCGCUCCGAACCCGAAAGCAAUGAAAGAGGGUGCUCCUUGGUUAAAAGUGGAUCCAGUGCCUGGGGGAAUUGCUGUGAACAUCGGAGAUAUGUUGGGCAGAUGGUCAGAUAGUCGCUUGCUCUCCAACCUGCACAGAGUUCGGAUGCCCACAGUGGGUGAGUGCGCCAUUCCAAAGUCGCGCUAUUCGAUGGCUUUCUUCAUGCAGGCUGACAAGCAUGUCCGCAUCGAAUGCGAUACCUGCGACACCAUUACGGCAGGUGAUUACAUUCUGGGCCGGAUUCGGAGCAAUUUUGCAAAAUAAAGCCAGAGAGAAAGGAAC